CAAUCGGAGGCUCGGGGUGGGACUUCCUGGUCUGAAACUUGUCAACAGCACAAAUUCUUGUGAUUUUGCAUCUUAAAUGAAGAAGCCGAGCGCAACAGAAGAUAGGCGAAAGCGUGUGUCAAAGAGGGUUCCUGUUGCACUUCGGAUUUCAGUCCUGCCUAAAAGACUCUGACAGUGGGAGAUGAGCAGCUGACAACUCUGCCUGUCUUCGAAAACUUAUUAUUUUUGAAUAUCCAGUACGCGACCCCCAGGCGAUGUGGUGAGCCAUUCGGAUUCGAUGCGAUGUGAGCUUGCUCCAGGCACUGGCUCGCCUUGCCCCGUACCCAGACUGAUUUCAGGAUUCGGUCAAUCGGACAAUAAGCUGGAAGUUUGGCAAGGCCAGGCCGAAGGUGUUUGAAACAGUGGAAAAUAAGUGGGUGCGAAAACUGAGAUUGACUUUAACAGUUGCGGAGGCAUGCGCUCCGGCAGACGCGCACGUCUUCUUCGCCGAGAAGCACCUCGGCGAGUUCGAGGCUGACCUCAGCUGAGCACACAAGUCUCGAGGAGUCCGCCGAUAUCGCAGCAAUCCCCGUUCCCCUUCGCCGGGAGUGGUUUAAUUCCUCCGCGCACACUGAAGCCUCUGUGCUUGGAGAAGCGAGGGAGACUUGUGGAGGUAUUGAGAAAGGGGUCGUGUUUGAGUGGCCAGGGACUUGCGUGGACGCAGAACCUGUUGAAUCCUGAAGGUACGUUAGAAACACAGGAGCGGCGCACGGCUGAGCUCAGGUGGUCACUCAUUCCAGCUGCAAUCAAAGUGCCCCAUGUUGUCUGUUUAAACAAAUGUGGAAUUGCUUAUUAAACAAAUCGGGUGACACCACUGCAAAGCGGACGAUGACAACGGGCAGACCUCUGCAGGUUUCCGUAUACCUGGACUUGUAUGAGCUGUUCAGAGACACUAAAAGUGAAAAUUAAGAAGCGCAGGGGGUAGUCGGUAAGCUGAAAAUAAGAAGUGUCGGUCGCAGUGUGAAGUGAAGAAACAUCUAAUACGAGAAGUGUCAAAGUGAUGCAACAGAGCACACUUGCAAAAAGAUAACCAAGAGGUCUUCCAAAGUACAAAUGAUAGCUAAACUAACAACGGAAUAAAGCUUGUUCGACGCCAAAAGAGAGAAAUCCCAUGCCAGUCGACAAGGGGGGAGCCAACUUGCUGGCUUUUUUAAAAGAAGAAAUCGGAAACUGAAGGUGAGGUGACUUGCUGCAACACAUUUGACACUGAGUGGCAGUGAGAGAAAAAUGACAGGACAUGCGAAAUAUGAAAACUGGUGACUAAGCUGCCAGUUAAAGAAUGCCUCCUGAAAAUGAUUUCAAAACGAGGAGUGAAAUUAAUAUAUAAACUUUCCUUUGCAAAUUUUUUUUGUGUGUGUGUGGAAACAUAUUAAUAACAUCUUUAAAGGCAAAUUUGUCCUUAUUGUGAAAAAUAUUGCAUGGCCUUGUGAUCUUUUUUUAAUUGAUAUGUAUUGACUUGAAUUUUUUAAUUUUUUUUUUUUAAUUUUUCAAUUUUACAAACACUAAAUUCAAGGAAAUCGCUGUGAAACAUAUUCUUCAUUCCAUAUAAAUAUGAUGCAUGGGUUCAAAUGAACUGAAUUAUGAGCAGGCCUUGACACACAGUGAAUCCAGCUGUGUCAUGAAAUUGGCGCAUAUUGGUAGCAGUAAAUAAAGUUAUUAUUUAAAAUGAGUGGAGGAAAAAAGAAGAGUGGCUUCCAGAUAACCAGCGUCACCUCUGACUAUGAGCAGGCAGGUGGUGGGUCACCCAGGAAGGACACAUACACAGUGGAAUCUGGUGGCUUGUUUAGCCCCACUUCAACCUCAAACCACCUCAUAAAUGGAGGCCAGGGUCUUGGCACAUCUUCACCUGGUUUGUCUUCCCGUAGUGCCUCACCCUGCCCUUUUAUCAAUGUGGAGCGUGGGACUGGGUUCAAAGUGGAGCACGAUAGUACGGGGGGCACGGGGCAGGUGGAUGAAGUAGACAUACCUAACAAACAGACCUUGGCUUUUGGUGGUGUUGAGAGAAAAUCACUGGGCACAGAGGCAGUAAUGGCACACUUGUCUGUGUCAUCAAUCCUGCCAAACGGUCCUUCUCUACAGUUGCCUGGCUCAUCCUUAAGCACCCCGAGCACUCCCACCUUGCCCAGACGACAGACCUCCCUGACUGGAACUACAUCCCAUUCCAGGAGCCUGUUGGCGCCCCUGUCUCUGUCUUUGCAGACCUCUGUUGGCAGCGUCCCCCAGCUCUCUGUAGCCUCCAGUAGUUCUCGUUUUAGACUAGUCAAGCUUGACCAAGGGCCAGGUGAACCUUACAAGAGAGGCCGCUGGACAUGUGUUGAUUUCUAUGAUGGGGACACUGAGAACCAUGCCAUUAGCAAAAUCUUGGAUAGCAUGCGUCAUGCACAUUCAAUGGAAUCUUUGGAAGUCCUUGGUAUUGGCAACAGCAGUAACAAGCCUUUGACUCAGUUUCGGACCUUGAAACCUUCUCAGCCACCUCAUGUAGUUCAUUCACAGGGGACGACGCACUUGCUGGUCCAGAACACGGCUCUCAGUCUAGCAAAGACGCCAGCCAGUGGGCAGCAAAUGACAGGGACUGAAGCUCCAGCUGCAUUUCCACAACCGGCUUCUGCAACCCAGACUGCCAAGAGGGCACCCCCAAAUGUCCUUCCGAUACCAAGCAGUGAAUCAGGGCCCAUGAUCCCUGAAGACAACCCACAUCUUUCCAGUAAAGGGGCAGCUCCAACUAACGGAAGUGCUACUGCUAGCCUGAUCUCUCCUCCAGCAAGCUUGACCAAGGAACAGCCUUCGAGGCCACAGACCCCUAGCUCUAAAUUAGUGUCUCCUACCAGCCCGCGGUCACUAUUGCUUAGUGUGCCAACAGCAGAACAUGGAGUUGCAAAGCCUUUAGCUGGGAUGCUGCCUCUGCACCUUGACUCUGACCGUGGCAGGAAGGUGGUGCGGCACCAGUCUCAUUCACGUCCAGUCUCACCAUCACCUCUCCUCGUCCGAGAGCGAAGUCCUCACAGGCGGUCCCUGGAUUAUUCCAGCCCCAGCCCACCCCACCUCAGUUUAUCUCAGUCUAUGUUGAGCACAGGGACAUCCUUAGACAGCGACGAUGACAGCGGAUCCAGCAGCAGCAUGAUCGCCAUUGACAACAAGAUUGAGCAGGCCAUGGACCUAGUGAAAAGCCACCUGAUGUACGCAGUACGUGAAGAGGUUGAAGUCCUCCGAGAGCAAAUUAAGGAGCUGAUUGAGAGGAAUUCACUGUUGGAGCGAGAGAACAGCGUGCUCAAGUCCAUCGCUUCCUCAGAGCAGCUGUCCCAGCUACAAACACAAAUGAAGGCUUUGACAGGAACAAGUGGGGGGCCACCCCCCACCUCAGCCUGAUGUGAUCUCCUUUCGCACUCCUGUUUGGACACCCAAACAAAUGCUUCCACAUCGCACAAGAAAAAACACAAGAAAAAAUGGAAAGGAAGACGUGGCCUUUGAUAUGAACAGAAUCUACACAACCAGGUAUUGAGAAGAAGGCCUGUGUGCCUUCACCUGACGGACAUUAUCUUGACUGAUGAGUUCGAUAUGACACUUACUGUUACUGCAGGUAAUAUUUCACUGUGAUAGGAGUCUUGUCCUAACCAUGUUUAAAGAAUUUGACUCUUAACCUUUCACUACCAAAGCUUAUGCCUUUCUGUGGUCCUGGAAGAUGAGUGCAUGAAGCGUGUAACAAACACCAGCAGAAAUCGUUACAAACUAAACCAAACACCAGCCCUUUCCAAUUUCCACUGCCUUUUUGUAGGUCAAUAAAGUGCCUUCUUUUGGCCAACACACAUACACAGGCUAUCAUUCGUGCCUUUUCAUGAGGACCAAAAAUUAUCAUGCCACACCACCCCAAAUAUGGGCUUGGAAAAAUCGCAGAUGAAAACCAAGACAUACGACUCUCCUGGGGAAGUGCCGUGUAUCUGACUUGUUCUCCUGUUCCUACCGACUACUCUAAUUCUCUAAUUCAAGACCAAGAAUGAAGUGUCAAUGGCACAACUAAGGAAGGAGUGGACUACAUAGAGCACUUUGAAAUGGCAAAUCUGUAUACUGUAAUGCACAAACGAUUGGGCUGAGGGGUCCAGACUGACAAUGGUUUUAUCUGUAAGGAGCAUUCUGAUAUGGUAACCAUUGGGGAAGCAUUCUCAAAGAAUACAAAGGGGAGGUUGGACUGGACUUGGACUCCAAAACCAAAAUCUCCUUUCCUUCCAUGAGCAGGCAUGGCAAUUGAGUAAUGUGAAAUGAAUGUGGUUGUGCGUGAGAGAGUAGAGCAGGGGUAUUGUUUGUGCAGCAUUGUGACACCUCUGCCCUUCCCUUAAACUCAAAAGCAGCUUUAUUGGUCUAACAGUGCGUCUGUGUUCCCAAAGAAUCGCAAAUGCAUAACAAUAAUGAUUCUAGUAAAACAAAUAAAAACAAGCAUCGGUGUC
Messenger RNA from Erpetoichthys calabaricus (reedfish), 4478 nucleotides. RefSeq names its product TSC22 domain family protein 4-like. Bases 1705 to 3405 code for a protein of 566 amino acids. The record is from RefSeq and is a predicted model, not a curated record. NCBI's taxonomy places the organism in Eukaryota, Metazoa, Chordata, Cladistia, Polypteriformes, Polypteridae. Gene Ontology annotation, biological process: regulation of transcription by RNA polymerase II. The transcript is spliced from 4 exons.